Molecule: messenger RNA, 4398 nt
Organism: Sinocyclocheilus rhinocerous
Lineage: Eukaryota; Metazoa; Chordata; Actinopteri; Cypriniformes; Cyprinidae
Gene: ptprc
Product: protein tyrosine phosphatase receptor type C
Exons: 33
Coding region: 197-3910 (1237 amino acids)
Biological process (GO): positive regulation of peptidyl-tyrosine phosphorylation; negative regulation of protein kinase activity; protein dephosphorylation
Molecular function (GO): protein tyrosine phosphatase activity; protein binding
Source: RefSeq, a predicted model, not a curated record
UUCCUGUUAAGAAAGGGCCUUAACUCAAAGCUGAAGGAGAGAGUGUCUCUGACACUGCUCUGCUGUCUCUAGACCCCCCAAAAAACUGCUUAAGGAUUUUUUUAAAGGUGAAAACUCACCAGCAACAGAACCGACUGGUUAGACGCAUGAGAACACGACAUAUGGUGUCUUAGAAGCAGCGUUUGAACCUUUGGAUAUGGCAAGAUUUUUUGCGCUAGGACCCUUGGUUUUGGUCCUAUGCUUGGUCUUAUGCCUCUCACCCACACGCACUUCUGAACAAGACACAAACACAAAAGAAACAGUCCCAAUCACCUCACCCUCACGCACCUCUCAAGUCACAAUCCCAAAAGAUAAAGGUUCUUCUGACUCAUCCAACACCACGCAAUCCACUACUCCUACUCCUGCCUUACAUACAGGUAAUCAUGACACCACACCUAAGAAUGAUUCAGGCACCACAGAAGUCCCAUGUCAAUACCAACUUAUAGCGAGAGGCUAUGAAGGAAUUUCCCAUGUGGUGAAUAUCAGUGACUCCAAAAGCCAAAAUUACAUAAUCAGGAUAAAGGAUAAGGACAGUUUGAAGAACUUCUCUGUCAGUAAUGGAUCUGAUCUAACUGCCAUCAAAAUACUGUUUAAAUGGUUAAAACCAUGCACUAAUUACAGUGUAACUGUAGAUAACUGCAAAGUCCUCGGAGAAGACCAUUUUAAUUUGAAUGUCACUGAAAGUGAAAACAAUUCUGCAGAACUUGAGGGUGAUCAGCAAGUGUGUUUUAAAGAUAGCAAAUGGAAUUUGACUAAAUGUGUUAAUAUAACAACUGAAGACUCUUGUGUUCAGAAGCCCAUUCACAUUAGUCUAGAAACAUGCAGCUACACAAUGAAUAUCCGUAUGCCCCCAGUCAAACCCGAAAUAACCUUCAGUAAAACUAUUCCAACUAAGUUUGUGUGGAGUAAUAAACCACUCAGUUCAGACAAUGUGAGUCAGUGUAAAGACACAUUUAAGGUCCAUUGCACUGAUGGCAUUAAGUAUGAUUUGGAUAAGGAUGUGUUUUUGAAACCUUCAAAAGAGUACAUAUGCACUGGAAAAUAUGAAUAUUACAAUACGUUCAUUGAUAGCAAUCCAGAACAAGUUAACAUCCAUUGCGAAUGGAUAAAUGAAACUGUGUUUCAUAAAGUAACCAGCGACUCAAUUGGGAUCGUAUGGACUCUGUCCCCAGGGUUUAAAUGCAAAGGAAUUACAUUGGGAAAUUUUUCAGGCAAUUGUAAAAGCUCUCAUGGUAAAACCUUUGAUGAUCACAAUUGCAACCAAGUAAAUGACACAACUGCAAACUGCAUAUUUUCUAGAUUAGACUCAUAUACCAAUUACACAUGCACACUUUCAGCCGAGGUCAGCAAAUCCAUUGGCUACCCUAAGUAUACCAGAGUUUUUUAUAAAAAAACAAAUUCUUCAAAGCCCAGUUUUGAAGGAAAGAAUAAUGUCGAAGUGACAGGAACAUCUCAUAAUUCUUUUACUGUGAAAUGCAAAGACUUGAGUAUGAAAGAGUGGAAUGGACCUAAGGGAAAAUAUAUAGCCAACCUCAUAAGUAAUAGACCACCUGUAAAAAAAGAAAAGGAAACAUCCUGUUCAUUUACAUUUGAAAAUCUGUACUACCACACGAAUUAUACUAUUGAGAUUACAGCAGAGAAUGGAAAUGGCGACAAUUCUACUGUUAAAACUUACCAAUCCACUAGCUAUAACGAUAAGGCUGUCAUCGGAUUCUUGGCGUUCCUCAUCCUUGUGACGUCACUUGCGCUCCUUUUUGUGUUAUACAAAAUUUUCCUGCUCAAAAGAAAACGGAAUACUGAAGAUGAAGAGAUUCUUCUUACACAACCCCUGCGCAGAGUUGAGCCCAUCUAUGCUGACGGUUUAGUGGAGGCUUACAAGAGCAAGAUCGCUGAUGAGGCCCGUCUGUUUAUGGAUGAGUUUCAGAGCAUUCCCCGAAUUUUCUCCAAUUACACCAUCAAAGAAGCGAAGAAACAAGAAAACCAGUUCAAGAACCGCUACGUUGACAUUCUGCCCUAUGACUAUAAUCGGGUAACUCUCUCAACUGGAGGUGAAGACAGCUACAUCAAUGCCAGCUUUAUCGAGGGAUAUCAAGAGCCAAAGAAAUACAUUGCAGCCCAAGGACCCAAGGAUGAAACUAUUGGUGAUUUCUGGCGAAUGGUUUGGGAGCAAAAGUCAUCCAUUAUUGUCAUGGUCACCCGUUGUGAGGAAGGAAACAAGAUCAAAUGCGCUCAGUACUGGCCAUCUCUGGACAGAGAGACUGAGAUUUUUGAAGAUUUUGUGGUGAAAAUCCGAUCUGAGGAACACUGCCCUGAUUAUAUCAUUCGCCAUCUGAUCCUGACCAAUAAGCGAGAGAAGGCCUCAGAAAGAGAGGUCACUCAUAUCCAGUUCAUCAGCUGGCCUGACCAUGGUGUGCCUGGAGACCCCUGCCUGCUUCUGAAGCUCAGGAGAAGAGUCAACUCCUUCAAGAACUUCUUCAGUGGCCCGGUGGUCGUCCACUGCAGUGCAGGGGUCGGCCGCACAGGAACAUAUAUUGGCAUUGAUGCAAUGAUUGAAUCUCUUGAGGCAGAAGGCAGAGUGGACAUCUAUGGAUUCGUAGCAAAACAACGUCGCCAGCGUUGCCUCAUGGUUCAAGUGGAGGCCCAGUACGUACUGAUCCACACUGCUCUGAUUGAACACAACCAGUUUGGAGAGACAGAGGUCUCACUGUCUGAAUUCCACUCAGUGCUCAACACCCUCAGACAGAAAGAUGGCAGUGACCCCAGUUUGCUUGAAAUGGAGUUCCUGAAACUCCCUAAAUUUAAAAAAUGGAGAACAUUUAACACAGGAAGCAUAGAGGACAACAAGAAGAAAAACCGCGACUCAGCUGUUAUCCCAUACGACUUUAAUCGAGUCCUGUUUAGGCUGGACAUUGAGGGAAACCAGACCAGUGACCCCGAGGAUGAGGACGAGUAUUCAUCAGACGAGGAAGAAGAAUCAAACGAAUACAUCAACGCCUCAUUCAUUGAUGGCUACUGGUGUAGUAAGAGUCUGAUUGCAGCACAGGGGCCUUUACCAAACACAACGGAAGAGUUCCUGCUCAUGCUGAACCAGCAACAAACUAAAACACUGGUCAUGCUCACAGACUGCCAAGAGGAUGGCAAGGAUUAUUGUUGUCAGUAUUGGGGAGAUGAAAAGAAAACGUUCGGAGACAUGGAAAUUGAGGUAAAAAAGACAGAAACCUUCCCAACGUACGUGAGACGGCGUCUAGAAAUACAGUCCUCAAAGAAGAAAGAGGUCUUGGAGGUGGAUCAGUACCAGUUCCUGAAAUGGAGAGGCCGUGAGCUUCCAGAGAACGCUCAGGAGUUGAUAGAGAUGACAAGGAUCAUCAGAGAGAACGGCAAUUAUGACAACAGCAAAAUGAACCGGAAUGUCCCCAUAGUGGUGCACUGCAACAAUGGCUCAUCUCGUACCGGAAUCUUCUGUGCCUUAUGGAAUCUCUUGGACAGCGCCUACACAGAGAAGCUGGUGGACGUCUUCCAAGAGGUCAAAAACUUGCGCAAGGAGAGGCAGGGGAUGGUGGAAACAAUAGAGCAGUAUCAGUUCCUCUACUCGGCUCUAGAGGCCGCUUUCCCGGUUCAGAACGGCGCCGUAAAGACGACCCCUGCAAAGGACAACGCGCAGGUCAUCAGCGAAACGACGGCGCUCCUCACCGAGCCCAACAGCACUUCCGGUGCUGACCAGAAGGAGGCGGAAAAGAGCACAGCCGCAGAGAGCAGUGAGCAGGAGGCCAAGGAGAGCAGCACUGCUGAGGCGCCACCAGCAGAGGGAGACGGAGAGAAAACCACAACCGAGGGCACGCCCAAUGGCCCUGCCGCCACUGUAGAGGUUUAAGCAUUUUUGGGGCUAAAAUGUUUUCGCUAAUUUGACACCAAGUGUCAAGGAAAGAUUUUGAAAAAGUGCUUUUGAUUACUUGUUUUACAUUUGAGUUUUACUGUACAUUGGAUGUUAGAGCAGCGUUUGUUUUUUUUGUGGAGAAUUCGGGUUAGCAUCGGACUGAUCCAUUAAAACUUACGUUUCCGCCUCAGGUUUUGGUUUUUGAAUUUCUGUAUAAUGAUGCUGUUUGUGUGAAAUCUGUGCAUAUUGAUAAUGUUUAUUCACAUGUGUAAAGGUUUUGCUUUAUGAUUAGAUUUUUAGGCUAUCAAAUUGCGUUUUGAAUGUAUUGUAAAAUAAGACCUUACAAACGAUAUUUCUGUUUUUUAUAAUAUUUUUAGUUUGGAAACUGUAUGAAAGAACAGUCUUAUUGCUUUUAAAUUAUAGUGUCUGAAAUGUUUGAUGGAAGCGAGUGCAUAAAAGCAUAAAAGUUCGAGAACAACAACAAA